AUGCCGCCGAAGGCUCGUCCUCCCCUGCCGCCUGGUGACGUGGAGCGCGGCGAGAAGCUGUUCAAGGGCCGCGCUGCCCAGUGCCACACUGCCACCAAGGGUGGCUCCAACGGUGUGGGCCCGAACCUGUUCGGCAUCGUCCACCGCCCCUCCGGCAAGGUCGAGGGCUUCACGUACAGCAAGGCGAACGCCGAUUCCGGCGUAAUCUGGACGCCGGAAGUGCUGGACGUGUACCUGGAGAACCCGAAGAAGUUCAUGCCUGGCACGAAGAUGUCGUUUGCCGGCAUCAAGAAGCCGCAGGAGCGCGCCGACGUGAUUGCGUACCUCGAGACCCUCAAGUAA
Molecule: messenger RNA, 342 nt
Organism: Leishmania mexicana MHOM/GT/2001/U1103
Lineage: Eukaryota; Euglenozoa; Kinetoplastea; Trypanosomatida; Trypanosomatidae
Product: putative cytochrome c
Exons: 1
Coding region: 1-342 (113 amino acids)
Biological process (GO): mitochondrial electron transport, ubiquinol to cytochrome c; mitochondrial electron transport, cytochrome c to oxygen
Cellular component (GO): mitochondrial intermembrane space
Molecular function (GO): electron transfer activity; heme binding
Source: RefSeq, a predicted model, not a curated record